UGAGAAUACAAACUUUUAUGAGAUUUAAACAUUACAGACCCUUUGGUUUGUAAGUAUUUAUAUUUUCCAACAUGCUGAUUAGCUGUGCAUAUUCACACACAUGCCCAUGUCUUCCAUUUACUUAGGAAAAGGGAUAUGAAAACAGUGAAAAGUGCAGACUCUGAUGGACAGAGGACAUCAAGGAUGAGCAAAGAAGGAAGACGGCAGACACAAAAAGCAGAGGGUGAUUCUCAACCAAUCAGGAGCCAGAAACAAGAGGAGAGGACCAACAGAGAAGCAGCAGAGACUCAGGACCACUCUGCUCUCCCCUCUGUGAAAAAGAAAAUGAGACACAGAGAAGGGGAGAGAGGAGAAGUGAAGACGAAUGAAAAGGGAGAGGAGCGAGGAGGAGAAGCGGCAGGGCAGAGGGAAGAGUCUGCUGGGAGAAGGAGGAGGAAGGGGAGGCUGAAACACAAAGAGUUAGUUGUUGGAAACCAUGAGGACUCCCUGGAGAAAGAGGAGGUGGAGAUCAACCAGGAGAUGGAAGAAGAUUCUUACCUAAAAUCCACCAAAAGGUCCUCUGCAACACGAAGACACAAAAGCAAAACAAGAAGGAAUUCAGAGGAAGAUGUAGAAACAGAUGUUUCCAGCAGCGACAAACGGAGCAGCAUCCAAUCAGUGAAUUCAUUCAGGUCAUCUCAGUUCAAUCAGAGGAGCUCAAGGAGGUCUGCCGCCUCCUCCUGUGAGGGGGCAGUGCCAGCCAGCUCCAUGGGUCUCGCUUCAGCACGUGGUCGCCUGUCAUCAUGUUCAACUGUCAUGGUAACAGACGAACAGCUGAUGUUGAACCCAGUAAAGCCAGAGUCUUCCAUGGCCAGAAAGAGUCAGGAGGAGGAGGAGGAGGCUGCAGCUCUGCGUCUGGCCCAGCAAGCAGAGAGACGGAGGCAGGAGGUGGAGAGGAGGAGGAGGGAGCGGGAGGAGGAGGAGGAGAGGAAGCAACAGGAGAAGGAGCAGACAGAGGAGAGGAUGAAGACCGAGCUGGAGGGGGAGAGGAGGAAGAGAGCUGAAGAGCUCAGACUGAAGAAGCUGGCAGAAGAGGAGGAAAGGAGGAGGCACGAGGAGGAAGAGCAGGAACGAGUGAGACGGGAACAGGCGCAAAGAGAAAGGGAGAGGAGGAGGCAGAGGAGAAGAGAAGGCAGAUGGAGCGACUUCAAAGGAUGAGAGAGGAGGAGGAACUAAGGAAGAAAGCUGAACUGGAGCGUUUGCAGCUGGAGGAGCAAAGGAGGCAGGAGGAGGAAAGCAAGAAGCUACAGGAGAUGGAUGAGGAUGAGAGGAUAGAGUACCUCCGCAGGAAGGAGCAGGAGGAAGAGGACAGGAGGAGAAAAGAGGAGGAACGUAAGAGGAGAGAAGAGGAGGCCGCCCAGUGGGCCUGCAGAGGAGGCCAGGUUGCAAGAAGAGCUGCUCACCAGAGAGAUGGCGCUAUUGCAGCAGCAGUUGGCCUUUAAAAGGGGUCUUGUUUUGGAGGCUGGAGGUCUGGAGAAAACUCAGGGCAUCUCCAGACCGUGGAUAUACUCUUAUUUCACUUUGUUACAGCUACUGGGUCUAAAUCCAUCCAAAGCUGAGACCUGAUGGUUGAGCAGGAAAAGAUUUUCCUCUCUGAAACAAGUCACACAUUUUGGAAGAUCAUUAAAUCACCUGGAGAACAUUC
Molecule: messenger RNA, 1684 nt
Organism: Lates calcarifer (barramundi perch)
Lineage: Eukaryota; Metazoa; Chordata; Actinopteri; Centropomidae
Exons: 7
Coding region: 136-1197 (353 amino acids)
Source: RefSeq, a predicted model, not a curated record